AUGAAUAAGAGAAAACGUAUUAAAUUUGAAUGUGAAGAAUGUGGUAGUGACUUAAAAACUCAUCGUGAAAAAGUGGUACAUGAUGGUAAAAAGGUAAAAAUUAAACAUGUGGGAGCAUCAUUAAAUCCAUUUGAAGCCUUUAAGAGAAAAGCUACAAUUUCUGUUCCGGCAGUUCCUUCACAAAGUGUUUCUACCAUAUUAGUUACACAAUCUCCAUCUCUGUCUUUCACGACUAAUAUGUCUUUUGAAAAUGUUGACGAAUCAACAAUCAUCGAUCUGCGAUCAAUUGUUUAUUACUAAAUCGUCGCACGGUACUGAAUCGUCUUCCAUUACUGAAUUGUGUUCUAUUACUGAUUCAUCUCCCAUUACUGUUAAUAAAGUGAUUGACAAAAUAUUAUAUGUGAAAAUGUAUGAAAAGGUUGAUAUAGACAAAUCUGCGGAAAUUGAAACUAGUGAACAUAUAAAUGAUGGAGAUGAAUCAUUUUCCUGGAUGAAUUGUGCUGGACAAGUUACCACAUUCCUCGCUAAUUUCGAAAUGUUCAGGAAAUUGUUAAAGAAUGGUCUCUCCUCAAACAUCGGCGAGUAA
Molecule: messenger RNA, 586 nt
Organism: Cinara cedri
Lineage: Eukaryota; Metazoa; Arthropoda; Insecta; Hemiptera; Aphididae
Source: the annotation of a GenBank genome assembly